UUUUUAUUGUUGUUCUUUGUUUUUGAUUUCUUCAAACAGAAACUAGCUUUGUUAAAUUACUGCUUUGAACACAUACAGAUAACAUAUUAAUCUAGCUACAAUAUCAUGAGUAUUAUUUAUUAUUACAAUUCAACUUAAUUGGAUAAUGCAAAAAUUCUUAUGCAAAAUAACAUAAGGCUCUUUUAAUAUUGUCUUUCCAAAAGAAGAUGACAAUACAAUUGACAAAGAGGAAACUGAGUAACUAAAUUGUCGGUUUGAUGGAAACAUCCGAUAAAAUUGGAGUAAUGUAAAACACAUAUGUAUAACUGGUCAUCUGCAAAUCAGUUAACUAACUGUGACCUCCACUUUCCUUAAAAUUCUGCAAACUUGUCAUAGCCCUAGGCAUGUCAGGUACAUAACAAAAAAGCUAGAGAAAAACAAAACCCUUUUAAUUUCUUCCCAAGGUGAAGGUGGUAUUAUGUGUACAAUUAAUUAUUUAGUUUGCAAAAAUGAGCAAUUCCAAAGAAUCCAUCUCUACACAAAAGGUUCUUCAAUGUGUAUCAUUCCCUCCAAGAGGAUUUUCACUUGGAUUCUUUCGGAAAGGGUCCACUCCCUGGAUUUAUUCAGUCCCAACUAUUGAAUUUCAAAUACUCAUUAUGUAUAUUGUCACCCAACUUUUUCAUAUUCCUCUCAAGCGCCUUGGAUUUCCCAAGCUUGCUUCUGAAAUCUUUGCGGGGCUAAUUCUUGGAUCUACUUUGCUUGGGCGUUAUAAGACUUACCAAGAAACCUUGUUUCCUCUUCCAAGUCAAUCAAUUCUUGGUGCACUGUCAACUUUCGGUUACCUACUUUUCCUGUUUCUAAGUGGUGUGAAAAUGGACACUAGCAUGACAAGGAAAUUAGGAAGGAGGGCACUAGUAAUAGGUGUUCUUAAUCACAUAGUUCCUUUGGUAACCGGUAUGAUAACCAUAUUUGCAUUAUCAAGCUCUUUCUUUCAAGAAGGCGUCCCAACACUCUCCCCUCAUAUUGAAGUGAUAACUAUUGCUAGGACGUCAUUUCCUGUCAUCUCUUUCCUCCUUAAGGAUCUCGGACUUCUUAAUUCAGAACUUGGGCGAUUAGCACUCUCUUCAGCACUUAUUAGUGACUUAUUUGGGCUCACUAUCAACGCAACUGGCGUUCUAGUUUAUAUAGGUGCAAGGAAUCCACUGGAAAGAGCAAUCAAGGAUGCGAUACUUUUAAUUUUUUUCAUUAUUGUGGUUAUUUUUGUCUUUAGGCCACUAAUGAUAUGGGUAGUCAAAAGGACCCCUGAAGGGAAGCCUGUUAAAGACGUUUACAUAUUGCUAAUUGUUCUUGCCGUAUUACUUUCUGGUAUCUUCUCUGACUGGUUUGAACAAACAGUUCUUGUAGGUCCUUUAAUAUUUGGAUUGGCCGUACCUGAGGGACCCCCUUUAGGAUCUACUCUAGUAGAUAAACUUGAUCCAUUUGCCUCUGGCUUUCUGUUGCCUAUUUUUGUUAGUCUAAUGUCAUUAAGAACAAAUCUCUCUGCCAUAAAUCCCUCUUCUUCUUAUACAUUUGCCAAUAUUAUCCUAAUUUGUGUCGCAAGUAUAUCCAAAAUCCUAGCAUGUUUACUUCCCAUGCUAUAUUGCAAAAUGCCUUUAAAUGAUGCUGCAGCAAUCAGCCUCAUCAUGUCUACAAGAGGCGUCGUCGACUUGGCUAUCUAUAGCUUUCUAAGAGAUACUAAGAUUAUCAAUCAGGCGAGUUUUGCUUUUAUGGUUAUAGCAACAGCUGUUACAGCAAUAUUUGUGCAAAUCAUGGUGAGAUGGCUUUAUGAUCCAUCUAGGAAAUAUGCCGGAUAUCAAAGAAGAAACUUAAGGAACUCCAACAAGAAGUUACCCAUACUUGUUUGCAUCCAUAAUCAGGAUAACACUGCUGCUAUACUUAGACUACUGGAGAAAUCUAAUCCCACUAGGGAUUUCCCUAUAGUUGCCAAUGUUCUCCACCUUAUAGAGCUACGAGGUCGAGCAUCUUCUGUUUUCAUCUCUCACCAAGUUCAGACAAAGGCCAUUUCUGAUGUAUCUUAUUCGGAAAAUGUCAUUCUUGCUUUCCAGGGGUAUGAACGGAACAACUAUGGAGCUGUGACCAUUCAGGCCUUUACAGCUAUCUCCCCGUGCAAUCUAAUGCAUGAGGAUAUAUGUACCCUUGCCCUUGAUGUCCUUGCAUCCAUCAUUAUAUUGCCCUUUCAUCGAAAAUGGGCCGUGGAUGGAUCAGUAGAAGUUGAAGACCACAUCUUGAGAACUUUGAACUCUAGUGUUCUUGAAAGAGCUCCUUGUUCUGUUGGAAUCCUUGUUGAUCGAGGCCAGUUGCGACGUUCCAGCUCUGUCCGUUCAUCAGAGAAUGUAUAUUCUGUUGCUAUAUUAUUUCUAGGAGGAAAUGACGAUGAAGAAGCAUUAACGUUUGCUAAACGAAUGGCUAUUAGUGGGACCAUUAGCCUCACAGUGAUACGGUUAAUUUCCAAGAAAGAUAUCGAUCAAGUUCUUGAUUUGGAUAUUAUAGGUGAUUGGAAACAUAGCCGAAGUAGUUGGGAAAAUGUGCACUAUAUCGAGCAUCACGUGAAUGAAACAACAGAGACAGCAUUAUUAGUUCGUUCGUUAGUGGACGAUUAUGACCUUAUAAUAACAGGGCGACGAGACAAUACACAUUCUCCUCUAACAGCAGGACUUGAAGAAUGGAGUGAAAUCCCAGAGUUAGGAGUCAUUGGUGACAUGCUUGCCUCAAAGGAUCUAAAGACAAGGGCUUCUGUCCUAGUGAUUCAACAACAGCAAACAGCUCUAUAGCUCUACUACAUGAACCCUUCAGUUGCCUUGCUAUACUUGUAUCAAACAGGGUGUGAUAUUGGUAUAGGUAUGUCGUGAAAACCCUCCCAAAUACACGAAAGUUUAACAAAAAGUGUACGUGCUCGUACUAAAUACUUACAAAACCUAUAUUGGAUAACAGAUUCCUUGUACAUAGCUCACUGGACUUGGUAUAUUUGUUAUUUUUGCCCCUCUUCCUCGCAUUUUCUUUUUUGUUGCAAGAGUAAAAUGCUUGAUGAUUUUUGGUUUCAUUUUCUGUCUGCAUACUUGAAUCAUUUCAUUUGCCUUCAUCCAAAAGUGUACUUGAGAAU
Lycium ferocissimum is the source of this 3139-nucleotide messenger RNA. Its product is annotated as cation/H(+) antiporter 4-like. The transcript has 3 exons. The record is from RefSeq and is a predicted model, not a curated record. Gene Ontology annotation, molecular function: antiporter activity. Gene Ontology annotation, cellular component: membrane; endomembrane system. Gene Ontology annotation, biological process: proton transmembrane transport; regulation of pH. The coding region runs from base 489 to 2810 and encodes 773 amino acids. Lineage: Eukaryota; Viridiplantae; Streptophyta; Magnoliopsida; Solanales; Solanaceae.